AUGAUCAUCCGCCCUCACAUGGAGAACAAACGCUCGCUCAGACUUGCACCUCCUAAGAUAAGCGUUUCUCCCUCCCCCUUCCCUGUUAGCAUACGACCGCAGCUCUCACCGGUGUUGGUUACCCGGUCUUCCAUAAGGUUGCCCGUACCCCGACCAGCACCGCGGGAAGACAUCGAAGACUUGCAGCUGCAUAUCUUCGUCGACGGCAGCGAGACUGCUUACGCUUGCGUCGCCUACUUCAGGGCCGUGAUCCAAGGAAACUUCCACUGUGCGCUCGUCGGAGGAAAGACGAUAGUAGCACCACUGAAAGCAGUCUCCAUUCCCAGAUUGGAGCUGCAAGCGGCGCUCAUAGGCUGUAGGCUGAUGAAAACGCUAUGCAAUAGUCACAGUCUGCCAAUUUCGCGACGAGUAUUUUGGACCGACUCGAAAACCGUCCUUUCUUGGAUCAAUUCCGAUCACCGACGCUACCGGCAGUUCGUCGCCUGUCGAAUAGGCGAGAUACUAUCUAAAUCGAACGCUCAAGAGUGGCGAUACGUUCCGUCGAAGAUAAAUGUGGCAGAUGAUGGAACAAAGUGGGGAAGUGGUCCUAAUCUGCAAUCGGACAGUCGUUGGUUCAAAGGGCCGGAGUUCCUGCGGAAGGCAGAAGUGUUUUGGCCACAUCAAGUCGAACCAGAGCAAGUCGAAGAGGAAAUCAAACAGUGCAACGUCCACCUAGUUGCAGAGCGGAGCGAAGUUAUCGAUUGGCACCGCUUCUCCAAGUUCGAAAGACUUAGGCGAACAGUCGCCUAUACUCACCGCUUCGUGGACAACUGUCGACGGAAGAUUUUGAAGCAGCCACUACAGUCAUCGCAUGUCAAUCAGGAGGAAUUCAUUAAGGCUGAGAAUACACUCUGGCGACUGGCUCAGCAACCUGAGUUUCCGGAGGAAAUGUUCCAGUUACAGCAGGCGAAAGAAGGGCGAAAAACGAAACUGGAUAAAACUAGUCGCAUCUACAAAUUGUCGCCGUUUAUCGACGAAGCCGGCGUCGCUAGGAUGGACACACGCAUCGCGAAGGCAUUCUUCGUAUCGUACGACACCAAAUUCCCAAUCAUUCUUCCGAAAGGUCAUCGUUUAACCAACCUGGUCAUCGAGUGGUACCACCGUUACUACCUGCACGCAAACAACGAAACCGUAAUCAAUGAAGUCCGCCAGCGAUUCCACAUCCCCUGUCUUCGGACGCUGGUGCGGAAUCUCUCAAAAACGUGUAUGCAGUAA
Armigeres subalbatus is the source of this 1254-nucleotide messenger RNA. RefSeq lists its product as uncharacterized. Lineage: Eukaryota; Metazoa; Arthropoda; Insecta; Diptera; Culicidae. The record is from RefSeq and is a predicted model, not a curated record. The transcript is spliced from 2 exons. Bases 1 to 1254 code for a protein of 417 amino acids.